CUCGACGUUGUCGUAUGCGACCGAACCAAACAAUCCCUCAUCACCCAAGGAGAACAUAGAAAUUCGCACUCCCUCCAUCUCCAUCUCCAUCUCCAUCUCCAUCUCCCUCUGCGCUCUGCAAUAAGAUUGUGAUUGUGACUUUCGAGGACGGAUAAUCUGAAAGUCAGCUCUCCCUUCAAGGCAGAUAAAAGAUGAGUUCGCUAGAUGUAGCUAGAGCAGAACUUGCUCUUGCAACUCUGUAUUUGAACAAGGCUGAAGCUAGGGAUAAGAUAUGCAGGGCUAUACAGUACGGUUCGAAAUUCUUGAGCAAUGGAGAGCCUGGAACAGCCCAAAAUGUUGACAAAUCAACAAGCCUGGCGCGAAAAGUCUUUCGUCUUUUCAAGUUUAUCAAUGAUCUGCAUGCACUUAUUAGUCCCACACCAGAAGGAACACCGCUACCACUUGUUUUGCUUGGAAAGUCUAAAAAUGCGCUGCUAUCAACUUUCUUGUUUCUUGAUCAAUUUGUUUGGCUUCAUAGAACUGGCAUAUACAAGAACAAGGAACGUGCUGAGAUAAUUGGUCGGGUAUCUCUGUUCUGUUGGAUGGGCGCCUCUGUAUGCACUACUUUGGUUGAGCUUGGGGAGAUCGGCAGGUUGUCAGCUUCAACGAAGAAGUUAGCAAAAGAGCUUAAGGGCAGCGAUAAGUAUCAGAAUGAGCAGUAUCGUGCAAAGCUUAGAAAAUCGAAUGAGAGAACCUUGGCCCUGAUUAAGGCAGGCAUGGAUAUAGUGGUUGCAGUCGGGUUGCUUCAGUUGGCACCGAAGAAGGUUACUCCCCGUGUUACAGGAGCCUUUGGAUUUGUUAGCUCUCUCAUCUCAUGCUAUCAGUUGCUUCCAUCACCGCCAAAGGCAAAGACUUCCUGAGGAGGGAUUGCUGUUGUACUCAAACAAGCUGCAAUUGAUGGUGGUGUAAGUAAAACUGCUUGGAGCAGCAACAAGUGAGUCCAGAAUUAGGAUAAGCUCUUUCCUUGACCACCCUCUUGGUGGCCAGUACUCAAGUUUCCCAGUUCUGUCUUUCAACUUUGUUGCUGCGGUUGGCUCUGUUCCUUUAACUGGUCAAAUAAGUAAUAAUCUGCUCCACUGUUGUCCUAUGGGUUAGCGAGGUUCGUAGUGUGAUAGCUCAGGCAGUUAUAUUUAUAUUCAUAGUUUGCUUCCUCAUUGGCUGUGUAAUGAAUUCUCCAUGGGCUCGAUUUGUCUUGGACCUUUAUUUAGUCGGGUAUUCGCUGCUAAUAAGUGGAAGAGGGAGGUUGGUGCUUGAUGCCUUUUCAUCUUGA
Molecule: messenger RNA, 1309 nt
Organism: Punica granatum (pomegranate)
Lineage: Eukaryota; Viridiplantae; Streptophyta; Magnoliopsida; Myrtales; Lythraceae
Source: RefSeq, a predicted model, not a curated record